GGACAUGAUGUCUCUUAACAGACAUUUAAGUCUUACCAUUAGUCUUAAACAUAUGUGGCCAUUGAAAGAGAAUAGCAUGUGCUAAUGCCUAAUGCAUCUGUGCCACUCAAUCUGCAUUUCAAUCAACUGUUCAAUACUUCCGUGCUCUAUAAAACCGCUAUCACAAACUCAACCAAAUUCAUCACAUAAUCAAUUGUAUUCAAGUGUCUAAGCCUUCCAUCUGCAAAAGUCCUUGUAUUUCAAUAUCAGCAGAGUUUAUCCUGAAUACUACAAAUUUUUUGUUAGCAUCAUGGGUAUCCGUGUUCCUCGUAUCACUAGUCUCAAGCAUAUUCUAAACCGCCAAUCCUCCUCCACAUAUCUUGAUCGUAGUACAAAUGUCCCUAAGGGAUGCAUGGCAGUUUAUGUUGGGGAGAACCAGAGAAGAAGAUUUGUGGUUCCGAUCUCAUACUUAGAUGAGCCUACGUUUCAAGACCUGUUAAGUCAAGCUGAGGAAGAAUUUGGGUUUAGUCAUCCAGAAGGCGGCCUCACAAUACCAUGCAAAGAAGACACCUUCAUUGAUCUCUUGAACAGAUUAUGAGAGUUUAUAUAUAUGUGUACAGAUACAUACAUAGUGAUAUGUUCUUAGAUACUUUACAAAUUUUUUGAACUAGUCCAGACAUUUUAUAUAAGACUG
Molecule: messenger RNA, 673 nt
Organism: Daucus carota subsp. sativus
Lineage: Eukaryota; Viridiplantae; Streptophyta; Magnoliopsida; Apiales; Apiaceae
Product: auxin-responsive protein SAUR21-like
Exons: 1
Coding region: 290-577 (95 amino acids)
Biological process (GO): response to auxin
Source: RefSeq, a predicted model, not a curated record